UCUUUAUUGUUUUAAUGUCCAGCCUAACACAGUACAUGCAAGCCACAUGGCAUUGCUCUUCCCUAUUUUCACUCCAUCCUUCCUCCUUCCCACAGGGAUGCUGCCAUGCAAUACAGUGACUGGGCUGAAGGCAACCACACCACAGUGACCCACUUCAUCCUCCUCGGCCUGACAAGCGAGCCCAAGCUGCUGACUCCUCUCUUUGUAAUCUUCUUCGUGAUUUAUCUCAUCACUCUCACGGGCAACCUUGGGCUGAUGGCACUGAUCAAGACAAGCCCCCCGCUUCACACCCCCAUGUACUUCUUCCUCUGCAAUCUCUCUGUUGUCGAUCUUUGCUACUCCUCUGUCUUUGCUCCAAAGCUGCUUCUUGGCUUCUUGGUGGAAAACAAAACCAUCUCUUACCCUGCCUGCUUCCUGCAGCAUUUCUUCUUCCUCAUGUUUGUGACCACAGAGGUGUUCUUGCUGGCUGUGAUGGCUUACGACCGCUAUGUAGCCAUCUGCAACCCACUGCUCUACACGGUUUCCAUGCCCCAGGGGCUCUGUGUUCAGCUGGUGGCUGCAUCAUACAUGGGGGGGAUUUUGAACUCCCUAAUCCAAACCUGUUGCUUGCUGCUGUUGCCUUUCUGUGGUCCAAACACCAUCAACCAUUACUUCUGUGACACUAACCCUCUGCUGAAGCUCUCGUGCUCCGACAGCCACCUCAAUGAGCUUUUGCUUGUAAUUCUUAAUGGGACCAUUUCCAUGUCUGUGCUUGUCCUCAUCAUCACCUCCUAUGUAUAUAUCCUCUUGUCCAUCCUGAGGAUUAGGUCUGCUGAAGGAAGGCACAAAGCCUUCUCUACUUGUGCCUCCCACCUCCUGGCCGUUACCUUGUUCUAUGUCCCUGCUGGGCUCAGCCACAUGCAAUCAGCUUCCAAGUACUCGCUGGAGACAGAGAAAGUCACCGCUGUGUUUUACACCCUCAUUGUCCCUAUGCUCAACCCCCUGAUCUACAGCUUGAGGAACAAGGAUGUUAAAGAUGCCCUUAGAAAAGCAACAGCAAAUAACCUCAUUGCGAGCUGCUCACUGACCAAACCGGUCCCAAUCGGUUGAUGGAACUCCUACUCUUUCCCUUUUUAACUCGUUUUGUGUCAGCUGUCUGGAGGAGGAAGGAACUGAAUGUAUUUAGAGGAGCAGGUACAGCACAUUCUAACCAUGCUUUAAACUCUGCAGAGACUCAGUGAUGUUAAGCAUCCCCUCAGUAUAGGUCCCUGAUAAAUAUUCUCUUGUCAUCUCUUGGUUGUUUUUUUGGGGGGGAAAAAAGAUGUG
Neopsephotus bourkii (Bourke's parrot) is the source of this 1305-nucleotide messenger RNA. Its product is annotated as olfactory receptor 5J3-like. Gene Ontology annotation, molecular function: odorant binding; olfactory receptor activity; G protein-coupled receptor activity. Gene Ontology annotation, cellular component: membrane. The record is from RefSeq and is a predicted model, not a curated record. Gene Ontology annotation, biological process: G protein-coupled receptor signaling pathway; sensory perception of smell. Lineage: Eukaryota; Metazoa; Chordata; Aves; Psittaciformes; Psittacidae. The transcript has a single exon. The coding region runs from base 106 to 1089 and encodes 327 amino acids.